CCAAGAGUCACUUAUCGACCCACGGCACACGUGCGAAUCCCAGCCGACUCGCACGCCCACGCACUCACCGGCGCCGAGCGAGGCGCCCACCCGUCAAGAGGAAAGCCCCAGAAGGUGGGAGCGAGCCGGCGAGCGAUGAAGCCCAUACCGAUUUUAAAGCCAAUGCCCUUACUCCCGCUAGGUAUUCCCCGCUGCUACUGCUUUCCGCCCUCCUUGCUCCGCCGGUGUUCUCUCUCCGGCUUCUUAUUCUCUUCCGCCUCUUCUCCCUUCCCGUCUCUUCCCCCUUCGUGUUCCUCCUUUGAGAAGCUCCUGAGGCCCUGCCCGGGGUUCUACUCUCUCCCAAGAAUGGAGCACUUCUGGACUAGAGGAUCAGCUGAUAAAAACAAUGUUUUGGUGGAGCAAUUGAAGCAAUAUGGUGUAAUCAAAACAAAGAAAGUGGCCGAAGUAAUGGAGACCAUUGACAGGGGAUUAUUUGUACCUGAUGGCAACUCAGCUUAUAUUGAUAGCCCUAUGCCAAUUGGCUACAAUGCAACUAUAUCUGCUCCUCAUAUGCAUGGAACUUGUCUGGAGCUAUUGAAGGAGCACCUCCAACCAGGCAUGCAUGCUUUAGAUGUUGGUUCAGGGACUGGGUACUUGACAGCAUGCUUUGCAAUGAUGGUUGGACCGCAAGGCCGUGCUGUGGGUGUUGAACACAUUCCAGAACUGGUUGCUUCUUCCAUUGAGAAUGUUAAAAGAAGUGCUGCAUCAUCAUUGCUGAAUGGAGGUUCCCUUUCUCUGCAUGUUGCUGAUGGACGGCAAGGUUGGCCGGAACAGGCACCCUAUGAUGCCAUUCAUGUGGGUGCAGCUGCUGAAAAGAUUCCUCAACCAUUGCUUGACCAGUUGAAACCUGGUGGAAGAAUGGUGAUUCCUGUGGGGAGCUUCUUCCAGGAUUUGCAGGUGGUUGAUAAGAAGUUGGAUGGCUCCAUCAGCAUUCGAAGUGAAACAUCCGUGCGCUAUGUCCCACUGACGAGCCGAGCAGCACAACUACAGGGCUUUUGAUGCACAAAGUCCCAUCAACUCACAGAAGCUGGUAAAAAAAAUAAUAAUAAUAAUGGGGAGAUGAGAUGCCAAUGCAAAGUAUAGUAUGUCUUUGUUGAGUCUUUUGUUGUAUGGUUCAGAGAGUUAUCUGCAGGUUUCAUUGUUUCCUCUCAUUCAUGUGAGUCUGUAAUUCUCUCCUUUUAUCUUGUCCUUGUAAAUGGUCUUGCUAUGUUUCACUGUUGGGUUUACUUCAUACAAUUGUGUUGUUAUGAUGCUUUGUUAAAUCUUUACCACCCUGCAUUCAUCAUGCUCUUGUUAAAAAACCUUCA
Messenger RNA from Elaeis guineensis (African oil palm), 1346 nucleotides. RefSeq names its product protein-L-isoaspartate O-methyltransferase. Gene Ontology annotation, cellular component: cytoplasm. Lineage: Eukaryota; Viridiplantae; Streptophyta; Magnoliopsida; Arecales; Arecaceae. The record is from RefSeq and is a predicted model, not a curated record. Gene Ontology annotation, biological process: protein modification process. Gene Ontology annotation, molecular function: protein-L-isoaspartate (D-aspartate) O-methyltransferase activity.